Indicator indicator is the source of this 1661-nucleotide messenger RNA. It is a transcript of the gene VRK2, whose product is annotated as VRK serine/threonine kinase 2. The transcript is spliced from 13 exons. Gene Ontology annotation, molecular function: protein serine/threonine kinase activity; ATP binding. Bases 1 to 1623 code for a protein of 540 amino acids. Lineage: Eukaryota; Metazoa; Chordata; Aves; Piciformes; Indicatoridae. Gene Ontology annotation, biological process: signal transduction; peptidyl-serine phosphorylation. Gene Ontology annotation, cellular component: cytoplasm; nucleus. The record is from RefSeq and is a predicted model, not a curated record.
AUGCCACCUAAGGAUCGCGGCAGAGGCAAGCUGCCAAUUCCUCUUCCAAGAGACAUGAUCCUGAAAGACACCGAAGGAAAAAGCUGGAGACUGGGCAGUCAGAUCGGCCAGGGAGGCUUUGGCUUGAUCUAUUUAGCUUCCCCUCAAAUCCAUGUUCCUGUGGAUGAUGAUGCAGUUCAUGUAAUUAAAGUGGAAUAUCUUGAAAAUGGCCCAUUAUUUUCUGAACUGAAAUUUUACCAGAGGGCUGCAAAACAAGAGCAUAUAAGAAAAUGGAUGAAUCUCAAAAAAUUAAAAUGUCUAGGGAUUCCAGUGUUUUGGGGAUCAGGCUUGGCAGAAUACAAGGGAAAAAGCUAUAGGUUCAUGGUCAUGGAGAGACUAGGGGAAGACCUUCAAAGAAUCUUUGAGGAUUGUGGAAGCAGAUUUAAGAAGGAGACUGUUCUGCAACUUGGAGCACGAAUGUUGGAUACUUUGGAAUAUAUACAUGAAAAUGAGUAUGUUCAUGGUGACAUUAAAGCAGCAAAUCUACUUCUGGGCUACACCAAUCCACAUGAGGUUUAUCUUGCAGAUUAUGGACUUUCCUACAGAUAUUGUCCCAAUGGGAACCACAAACACUAUCAGGAAAAUCCUAGGAAGGCCCAUAAUGGGACAAUAGAGUUUACCAGUAUAGAUGCCCACAAGGGAGUAGCUCCAUCCAGACGAAGUGACCUUGAAAUUCUUGGCUACUGUAUGCUGCAAUGGUUGUGUGGGAAGCUCCCCUGGGAACAGAACCUGAAGGACCCUGUAUCCGUCCAGACUGCGAAAACAAAACUUAUGGAUGAGCUCCCAGAUUCAGUGAUGGAAUGGGAUUCUUCUGGAAGCAGCUCUAGUGAAAUAUCCAAAUUUUUGGCAUGUGUUCAUGGCUUGGCUUAUGAUGAGAAGCCAAAGUAUCAAGUGCUCAAGAAAAUCCUGAUGAAUGGACUGGAGUCAAGUGGAACUUGUUAUGAUGGCCCUCUGGACUUUCAUGCUGCAGCCGGCAUGCAAAAUCAUUGCACUGCUAAAGCCUCAAAACAAGUUCACUUACCAAAGCCUGUGCAGAAGCAAAAGAAGGAAGGUGAAGAAAACAUCUGUCACAGCAAAGCCUGUAUAGGGAAAACAGGCAAACUACUGCAAGAUGAAGAAAAGCCAAGCAAAUUUACCAGGAUGCCUCACCAAAAAGAGCCUCAGCAGGUUUACUUACCAAAGCCUUCACCAAAGACAGUGCAACAGAAGCAAAUUAAGGUGAAAGAGGAAGAACUGAACUGCCUAACCAGGUCCCGUGCUCAUAUAAUAUGCCAGCAGUUCCAGUCUGAAGAGAAGCCAAUUCAAUUUUACACUCCGAUGCAGGAGACUGAUCACCCACAGAAGAAAGACACUGCAAGACAAUUACCAUUUGGCCCCCAAGCAAUAUUCUCUGGACCCAAAAAGAAACAUGACCAACUUUUAACUACAGAUCAUUCAGUAUCACUGCAAGAAACAGUUUCUGACAGCACUAGUCCUUCUCUAUCUGUUAUGUUUAGGCUUGCAUUUACUGAUGAAACAUACCACUACAGUAUAGCUAUGCUUGUCCUUCUGUUACUAAUAGUACUUUCCUUGUAUUUUCUUUGAUGCAUUGUUUCACUGUCCUCAGUGUUCCCAACGCACAG